AAAACAUUUCAUGUAAUGUUUGCAGGUACCAGGAUGUCAAAGGUCUCAGCUGUGGUGUUGAUGACACUCGUCUCCCUGGUGUUAGCAGAGGAAAUCCAAACUGCAGAUGACCCAUUCACCUAUGACUACCACAGACUGCGUGUUUGGGGCCUGGUUCUGGCUGGGGUGUUGUGUCUGAUCGGCAUCACCAUUCUGCUCAGCGGACACUGUCGGUGCAAGUUCAACCAGGACAAGAGGAGGAGGACGGCAAGCAACGCUUAGCCAAUGCUCAAUGAAGGUCGCUCCUGUGACGACUAGACAUCUUGAAUUCCUGGAGAAGAUCUGCCACAGAAAUUGUGACAUCCAAGCACAAACCUUUGUUAAAUUGUUACAAAUAGCAGACGAAAGCAGCUCAAGAUCGUCGGGUGGGGGGGCGCUGAAGAGCUCCCGGCCACCGUAAUGCUAACUGACCUGACGUCCAAAUACACAACAUACAACUUUACACACAAUCAUGUGCAACUGUAUUUUGUUACUAUUUGUCUGGCAUUUUUGUUUAUUGCUGUGUCUUCAUCCAUCACACCAACUACCAAAGUGUGUGUGUAUGACUGUAUUUUAUGUGCAAAAUGAACACAAAUGUAGAUAUUAGCAUCCAUCUUAACACAAUGUGUCCGUGUGUAUUCCUAAACAACCAAUAAACAACAAGGUGUGAUCCACUCAA
Synchiropus splendidus (mandarinfish) is the source of this 697-nucleotide messenger RNA. It is a transcript of the gene fxyd3, whose product is annotated as FXYD domain containing ion transport regulator 3. The transcript has 7 exons. Gene Ontology annotation, biological process: regulation of sodium ion transmembrane transporter activity. Gene Ontology annotation, cellular component: membrane. The record is from RefSeq and is a predicted model, not a curated record. Gene Ontology annotation, molecular function: sodium channel regulator activity. The coding region runs from base 16 to 261 and encodes 81 amino acids. Lineage: Eukaryota; Metazoa; Chordata; Actinopteri; Syngnathiformes; Callionymidae.